AUGGAUCAGAUCCAGGCUUUAAAGUGGGUACAGGAAAACAUCGGUGAUUUCGGAGGAGACAAAAACCACGUCACCAUUUUCGGACAGAGUGCCGGAUCCGAUUCAGUCGGCAUUCACAUGACGUACAACGGGUCUGCCGACUUGUUCGAAAAGGGCAUCAUGUCAAGCGUACCUUUCACUAUCUAUCACAAGUCUCACGCCGACGCCGUGCGACUCGGAAACCAUUUCGCCGAACUGCUGAACUGCUCGCACGGCGACGUUAAGUGUAUCCGUUCCAAAACCACAGACGAACUUGUACAAGCACAAGGUAAGAUAGGCACCUUCGUCGCCAACCCUUUUCGUCUCUUUGAGGUGUUUGAGCAAUGGGGACCCCACUUUGACGGCGAUAUUCUAACCGAAGAACUUGUUGACAAAUUUGCAAAAGGACAGUUUCAGAAAAAGCCGUUUAUCAUAGGCACAGUAAGUGAAGAAGCUACUCCAUACAUAUAUGGAGCAUUCGGAAAAACGUCUAAAGUUGAACUGGACGGCAUUGCUGUAGCAUUUGCACAUUUGAAGGCAGGCCAGGCCCUUCGCGAAUAUGACCCACCAACGUCCUCAGACUAUCGACCUGUCCUAUCCGUACUUGUCACGGACUGGGUCUGGGCCUGUCCAACCCGCAACGUCAUACGGAACGCCAUCGCCGGUGGAGAAUCCGACGUCUGGCUCUACGUCUUCGACCACGUUUUUUCUAUCAAACAAUCCUGGGGCAACUCUACAUGCUGUUUUACCCACGUCUGUCAUGGCUCGGACGUUCCGAUUGUCUUUCAAACCGCACCGCUGGGAAACCUCAGCCUGACCGCCGACGAACAGGUCCUGGGCGACACCAUCGCGUACCACUACGGGAACUUUGCGCACACGGCAGACCCGAACAAACCUAACGAACAUCUCCCCCGUCCAAACCUCAACAUACCAGAGAACCUCAACUGGCCAAAGUACAACAAGGACAACGGGUUUCCUAUCCUCAACAUGACCACUCCACAUAACACUCUGAUGCACGACUAUCGGAAGGACAAGUGCGACUUUUGGGACAGAGAAGACAUUUACACCUGA
Branchiostoma floridae (Florida lancelet) is the source of this 1089-nucleotide messenger RNA. RefSeq names its product cAMP-regulated D2 protein-like. Bases 1 to 1089 code for a protein of 362 amino acids. NCBI's taxonomy places the organism in Eukaryota, Metazoa, Chordata, Leptocardii, Amphioxiformes, Branchiostomatidae. The transcript has a single exon. The record is from RefSeq and is a predicted model, not a curated record.